Nipponia nippon (crested ibis) is the source of this 597-nucleotide messenger RNA. Lineage: Eukaryota; Metazoa; Chordata; Aves; Pelecaniformes; Threskiornithidae. The record is from RefSeq and is a predicted model, not a curated record.
AUGCCAGUGUGCUGGGAUCCCAGGGUGUGGGGGUCCCGGGGUGCCGGGGUGCUGGUGUGAUGGGGUGCGGGGGUGACGGUGUGCUGGGGCCCCAGGGUGUGGGAGUCCCAGGGUGUCGGGUGCCAGGGUGAUGGGAGUGUGGGGGUGCGGGGGUGCUGGGGUCCCGGGGUGUGGGGGUCCUGGGGUGCUGGUGUGAUGGGGUGAUGGGGUGUGGGGGGGCGAGGGUGCUGGGGUGCCGGUGUGACAGGCGUGGCCACCCCAGGGUCCCCCCUCCCUCAGGUGAACCUGACGGCCACCAUGGGGACGCUGGCGGUGGCGGCCGUGGUGGAGGGCGUGGAGCUGCGGGGGGAGGGGCAGCCCCACCUCUCGCUGGCCGCCGCCCACCUGGACCACCUCAACCGCCAGCUGCAGUUCGUCACCUACACCAACACCCUCUUCCACCCCGACACCGCCGACAUCGGGUACAACAUCACGGCACUGGUGACCAUCGCCACCAAGACCUUCCUGCGCUACGACAAACUGCGGGGGCUCAUCGCCAGCAUCCGCCGCUUCUACCCCUCCGUCACCAUCGUGGUGGCCGAUGACAGCCAGCCAUAG